CAACAUACCAACAGCGAAGACGACCACUACACAACUUACAUGCUGGUACAAUAAAUAUAUCUAUAUAUUGUAUGGUGGAGAACAGGAGGAACAGGAGAACACACACCAUACAGUAUACAAUAUAAUAAUAAAGUAAAAGCCAAGAAGAGCCAGUGGAGGUUGUCCAACGGCAUACCAGAGCGAAGAUACUUUCGGGACUCUAGACGUUAUUCUACCAAUCGCCUAGAGGGCUUAUUCCAGAGCCAAACGUACCCGCACGUACGUUAUUAUUUAAUCCAAUACCUCCAACACUUGAGUUAAGGUGAAGACGGUGAAGUGACUGGAAGUGACUGGAAGUGACUGGAAGUGACUACUACUACUCGAAUCCUUUCUUUCCUUCCUUAUAUUCCUUUCUUUUCUUCUGCAACCUUAAUCUCUCCAUUCCUCUACUGGUUGGUUCGUACCGUCCGCACAUUUGUAUCUUCCUGCUUGGUUGCCUGUUUGACUGCCGGACUGCAGGACUGCAGGACUGCCAGCACUCUGUUUGCUCUCUUUCGGGUUCACUAUCGAACCAAGUAGUGAAUACCCUUGACUUUCCGUCUUAUUACUCUUCUCCUUGUACUCUGAUUGUUCUUGGCGUCUUCACUACAUGGUUAACAGCUUUUAAUGCAUCUUUAACUUUUUCCGAGGCAUACAACAAAAUAAAAUAAAUAAAACAACUUGUGUACAUGUCAACUAUUAUUUUGUUUAAAUAAAUAUUAAAAAAGUGUGUGUUGACUCGUGGUAAAUCGGCAACAAGUGUCUAGUCAAGUUCUGUUUGCUAGUUAAAUUGGUGAUUAAAGUAGAAAAACAUAAUGACCUGUGUUAUUAUUUGAAAUAAUAGGAAUUUUAAAUCAGUAUUAUAUUUUGUUUAAAAAGAUGGCGAGGGUUGGAUUCAUUUGGAUAAACAUCAUAGCCAUAAAUAUUUUACUCAAGACAAUACUUGCCAGUCCACUGUAUCCACAAUUAAUUACAAACGGUAAUGGAAGAAAUAUACGUCAUUUACCGUGUGUCUCGCUGAGAACCGGUGAAACAGGAGUCUGUAUGUUUGCGUUCAACUGCGUAAAAGCCAACGGAACUCAUCUUGGCACUUGCUUAGACCGCUUUUACUUCGGAAGCUGCUGCAAGCUAAACGACGAGCCAUAUGUAUCGAUACAAGACAAUGCAAUCGAUGACUUGCCAUCCAGCUCAGUCAUUGUAUCAACCGGUAAACCGAUCGAGAGCAACGACAUACCGGAUAUUAAAAUAAAACCUAAACCAAAGCCCGAGACUUUACCCUCGUCAACAAACUCAAUUCCCACUUCAACUUCAACUGAAAAACCUUUAAUCCCAACAAUUAAAUUAACUACAACCACAAAAUCCCCUUCAACUUCAAAGUUACCUUCGACAACAAAAACACCAUCAACAACUAAAACCGCAAGUUCAACCUCAACGUCAACCUCAACGAGACCAUUUAGCACUCCUUAUACAACAACCCAGCCCUCCGUAUUCUCAACAUUCCAAACAGUUCAAGACAGUCAUGAAACUUACGCUCCAACUACCGUACAAACAACUCAAAAAACUUUAACAACUUCAACAUCUACUAAACCUACUAGACCUACCAGACCUACUACAACAGAUCGUAAUCCUCCUGCUGGAACAAGAUUUCCUCCACGGAAUGCAACAACUCCUUCAACGACAACUCUUAAAACCACCACAUUGAUACCGACAACAAGACCCACCACCAAAAGACCCACCAACACCAAAAGACCUUUAAAGAAACCAACCACCACUACCACUACCACUACGUCAAGACCUUUUUCAACAAAUUCAACCUUCGCAAAACCUUCGAAACCUUCAAAGCCAAUUACUACAACAACAAUAUUCACUAAAAAACCUUCUGAACCAAUUAGAACAACUGUAAAACCAACAAAAUUCCCUCUAUUUACAACAAAAUUAACCACUACUGAAAAACCGAGACCAAUUUCUACAAAACCUACAGAAUCUAAACCUAAACCUAAACCUAAACCAACUACUACAUCUAGUCCAGUUACUAAACCACUUAGUACAACAUUAUCCAGCCCAAUUACUGCAACAACAGCCAAACCAACUAUAACAACAUCAACAACAACAACAGCGGCACCAACAACAACAACAUUAAAAAUUAGUUCAACUGAAAUCCCAAAAACAACAGAAACCGAAAUAACCGAAAGAAUCUCAACGCCAGGAUUUAUUACAUGGAGCUCAAAUUCCGAUCAACAGACUACCAAAUCUCCCUUAACUACAACAACUUAUAGCCCAACAACAACAACAACAACAACAACAACAACAACUACAACAAUCGCCACACCAACAACAAUAACAACGACAACAACAACAGAAAUACCGAGUUCGUCUUCAACAUCAUCUAGCACAACGGCAGCACAACUAGAAGAACCAGAGUGGUCACCGAUAACAACACCAGACGGUUGGAUAAUGAUCCAGUCCCCGAGCACUAAAAAGCCCGGAAACGAUGAAAAGGAACCUGUUACAACGAAUAUUAUCGAGGCAAAGCCCACCAAAUUGCCUACUACCAUAUCAGAGUUCGUGGAGUUGACAACAGAAACGUUGACACCAACUCAGACAUCAGAACCACCUGUACCGACUGCUGAUUCUGUAUCAUCAGUAUCAGCAUCAACAAGUACUCUGGAACCAGAUCUAGACAUUCCUGUUUCUCCGGCAUCCGAAUGGCUCAACAUGUCUGACUACAGACAAGUUUGCGGGAGAAGAAUGUUUCCGGAGUCGCGAAUCGUCGGCGGUGAGAGCAGUUCUUUUGGAAAGUGGCCCUGGCAGAUAUCAUUGAGACAAUGGAGAACUUCAACAUUUUUACAUAAAUGCGGUGCAGCUUUGUUGAAUGAAAAUUGGGCAAUUACUGCCGCUCAUUGUGUUGAACACGUAGCCCCUGGUGAUUUAUUAUUACGAAUGGGUGAGCAUGAUCUGGCAAAUGAAAAUGAACCUUACAGUUACCAAGAAAGACGUGUACAAUUAAUAGCAAGUCAUCCGCAAUUCGAUCCAAGGACUUUCGAGUACGAUCUCGCUCUACUUCGGUUUUACGAGCCGAUAGUGCCAUUCCAGCCAAAUCUUUUGCCAAUUUGUCUGCCAGAUGACGAUGAACUUUACGUUGGUUACACUGCUUACGUUACUGGCUGGGGUAGACUAUACGAUGAGGGUCCAUUGCCAACAGUCCUUCAGGAAGUUUCUGUACCUGUUAUCAACAAUACAGUGUGUGAAUCAAUGUACAGAAAUGCUAGUUAUGAUGAGCAUAUACCUCACAUAUUCAUAUGUGCCGGCUGGAGGAAUGGUGGCUUUGAUUCUUGUGAGGGCGACAGUGGAGGUCCAAUGGUAAUUCAGAGACCUCGUGACAAGCGGUGGAUCCUCGCGGGAAUAAUUAGCUGGGGAAUAGGAUGCGCGGAACCGAACCAACCCGGUGUUUACACGAGAAUAUCUGAGUUCAGAGAAUGGAUUAAUCAAAUUUUACAGUUUUAAAUAAAUUAAAUUUUUUUUUUAUUAUAAUCUCGAAAAUUUACAAUGAACAUAAAGUUAAAAGUGAUGAGUGAUGACAAUCGAACAAUUUAGUAUUUAAUUUGUCGGUUAAUAAUUUACAAAAUAGCCUUGUUACAUUUUCAUCUAGUUGACUAAUUAAUAAUAAUAAUUAAUUAUUAUUGCCUAAUAUUAUUAUUAUUAUUAUUAUUAUUAUUACUAUUAUCAUUAUAUUAUCUUUAUUACUAUAAAUAUUAUUAUUAUUUAUUAAAAUACCUACUCUCUUAAAACGAAUUAGUGAAAAUCACUAUUUCGAAGUGAAUAACCACUUAUUGUCAGUGAAAAGUAUACCAUUAUUUGAAUUAGUGACAUACUUUUUACUAGUAAACAAUGAAUAGUAACUAUUUUCACUAUUUCAAAUGUAAGAGAGUAACUCAGAUGAAAAUGCAACGAAUUGCAGUAGACAUAAAGUAA
Microplitis mediator is the source of this 3990-nucleotide messenger RNA. It is a transcript of the gene Np, whose product is annotated as serine proteinase stubble. NCBI's taxonomy places the organism in Eukaryota, Metazoa, Arthropoda, Insecta, Hymenoptera, Braconidae. The record is from RefSeq and is a predicted model, not a curated record. The transcript has 10 exons. The coding region runs from base 898 to 3522 and encodes 874 amino acids. Gene Ontology annotation, biological process: proteolysis. Gene Ontology annotation, molecular function: serine-type endopeptidase activity.